GCACGCUUCCUUAUUAGUUUUACCUUGCCGACUGGGAGCGAGCGAAUAGAAAAGAAGAAGAAAAAGAGGAAGCGAAGGUUGGUUUGGAAGAGAGAGAAUUUAGAGAGAGAAAGAGAAAGGGAUGAAGAUCACAUCGCUGUUGGUUCUAAAAUGCACGGGUGAGGGUUCCGAUCCCUCACCCGUUAUUCUCGCCAUCGCUUCCGACGUUAGCCACUUCGGUUACUUCCAGCGCUCAAGCGUUAAGGAGUUCAUCGUCUUCGUCGGUCGCACCGUCGCCAAACGCACCCCUCAGGGCCAGCGUCAAUCCGUUCAGCACGAAGAGUACAAGGUGCAUGCUUACAACAGAAAUGGCCUUUGCGCGGUGGGGUUUAUGGAUGAUCACUACCCGAUUCGAAGUGCCUUUUCUCUUCUUAAUCAGGUGCUAGAUGAAUAUCAAAAAAGUUUUGGUGAGUCAUGGCGAAGUGUUCAGGAAGAUGGUACUCAACCAUGGCCCUAUUUGAAUGAAGCGCUGACAAAAUUCCAGGAUCCUGCAGAGGCUGACAAGUUGUUGAAAAUCCAGAGAGAGUUGGAUGAAACAAAAAUUAUCCUUCAUAAGACUAUUGAUAGUGUGCUUGCACGAGGGGAGAGGCUGGACAGUUUAGUUGAGAAGAGUUCUGAUCUGAGUGCAGCAUCACAGAUGUUCUACAAACAGGCAAAGAAAACCAAUCAGUGUUGUACUGUAUUGUAAGCUUUCAAGACCAACAGUAUCCAGUGAGCUCACUAGAAUCCUUUUCCGACAUGGAGGCUGUUGGAUAGGAGAAAUAGCUUCAUAUGUCUAUAUCACUCCAUUGUUUGUUUGGUGAAAUUAUGUGAUUUCCCCGAUAUAUGUAUUGCAGACGGGAAUUAAAUAUUGGCUAAAGAUCUUGCCGUGUUGACAAAUUAAAAUUCUCAUUUACCUUGUUUGUGAUUUUUACUGUGAUGAUUUAUAUAGUAUGCAUAAAUUAUUGUCUUGGUAAAGUCAUUCCUUGUUGAUCUGUAGUUGGAUGUUGUCAUGUGUCCACAUUCUAUCAUUGCCAUUGCAAUGGUGUUAU
This is a messenger RNA of Abrus precatorius (Indian licorice), 1070 nucleotides long. RefSeq names its product VAMP-like protein YKT61. The transcript is spliced from 6 exons. The coding region runs from base 122 to 727 and encodes 201 amino acids. Lineage: Eukaryota; Viridiplantae; Streptophyta; Magnoliopsida; Fabales; Fabaceae. Gene Ontology annotation, biological process: endoplasmic reticulum to Golgi vesicle-mediated transport. Gene Ontology annotation, molecular function: SNAP receptor activity. The record is from RefSeq and is a predicted model, not a curated record. Gene Ontology annotation, cellular component: Golgi apparatus; membrane.